GCCACCUCUUCAUGAACAUGUCAGCCAAACUGCUGGUGUGUGUGCUGCUUCUCUCAGCCUUCAGCGCGUGCCCCCACGCGAUGGAGUACGAGGAGGAGGAGGAGUACGAGGAUGUCACUGUGAACCAGAUGCUGGCUCCGAAAACCCAGGAGACGGACGCCACGCAGAUCCUCAACAACUUACUGAAGGAGUACGACAAGAAACUGCGGCCCGACAUCGGCAUCAAGCCGACGGUCAUAGACGUGGACAUUUACGUGAACAGCAUCGGGCCGGUGUCGUCAAUAAACAUGGAAUACCAGAUUGAUAUAAUUUUUGCCCAGACGUGGACAGAUAGUCGCCUUAGAUACAACAGCACAAUGAAAAUAUUGACUUUGAACAGCAAUAUGGUUGGAUUAAUAUGGAUACCCGACACCAUCUUCAGAAAUUCCAAAAAUGCUGAAGCCCAUUGGAUUACAACGCCCAAUCAGCUGCUCCGAAUCUGGAACGACGGAAAGAUAUUAUACACUUUGAGACUGACCAUCAAUGCUGAAUGCCAACUGCAAUUGCACAACUUCCCCAUGGACGAACACUCCUGCCCCCUCAUCUUCUCCAGCUAUGGAUACCCUCGGGACGAGAUGAUUUACAAGUGGAGGAAGAAUUCAGUGGAAGCAGCAGACCAGAAAUCCUGGCGACUCUAUCAGUUUGACUUCAUGGGAUUGCGAAACACGACUGACAUUGUGAAAACUACUGCAGGAGACUAUGUGGUGAUGACGGUGUACUUUGAUCUAAGCAGAAGAAUGGGCUACUUCACCAUCCAGACCUACAUCCCCUGCAUUCUCACUGUGGUCUUGUCCUGGGUCUCCUUCUGGAUCAAGAAAGAUGCCACUCCAGCCAGAACUGCUCUAGGUAAGCAAACAGGUGAAGGUAUAACAACUGUGCUCACCAUGACCACGCUCAGCACGGUAGCCCGGACGUCUCUGCCUAGGGUGUCUUACGUCACAGCCAUGGACCUCUUUGUGACCGUAUGCUUCUUGUUUGUGUUUGCGGCCCUGAUGGAAUAUGCCACCCUCAAUUACUACUCGUACAGUGUCCGCAAGCCAGCCUGCAGCAAGACUAAAAGAUCGAACUACUCUGUGCUGGACGUGGGCCCACCCCCGACUGUCAUCACUCUGAACAACUCCAUGUACUGGCAGGAGUUUGAGGAGGCGUGUGUCUACGAGUGCCUGGAUGGCAAGGACUGCCAGAGCUUCUUCUGCUGCUACGAGGAGUGUAAGGGCGGGGCCUGGAGACGGGGGCGAGUCCACAUAGAUAUUCUAGAACUGGACGCUUACUCCCGCGUCUUCUUCCCCACAUCAUUCCUGCUGUUCAACGUUGUCUACUGGGUGGGAUAUCUCUACCUUUAAUGAACUGCCGUUCCAUGGAGAACUUUG
Messenger RNA from Scleropages formosus (Asian bonytongue), 1409 nucleotides. It is a transcript of the gene gabrg3, whose product is annotated as gamma-aminobutyric acid type A receptor subunit gamma3. The record is from RefSeq and is a predicted model, not a curated record. The transcript has 10 exons. NCBI's taxonomy places the organism in Eukaryota, Metazoa, Chordata, Actinopteri, Osteoglossiformes, Osteoglossidae. Gene Ontology annotation, cellular component: membrane. Bases 12 to 1382 code for a protein of 456 amino acids. Gene Ontology annotation, molecular function: extracellular ligand-gated monoatomic ion channel activity; GABA-A receptor activity. Gene Ontology annotation, biological process: chloride transport; monoatomic ion transmembrane transport; gamma-aminobutyric acid signaling pathway.